AGUCUUGAGUCCGAGUUCAGUCCGUGAGAAACCAUGUCCGCCGUUAAAGGCAAACUGUACUCACCUCUAAUCUAAUUUAAAACAAAUUCUCCAUGAAAUAACACUAACGCGCGGCCUCAAGUAUGGCCAACUCGGGUGCCGUUCAGGUGAAACUGGAACUUGGUCAUCGUGCCCAGGUCAGAAAGAAACCCACAGUGGAAGGCUUUACCCACGACUGGAUGGUGUUUGUGCGAGGACCAGAGCACAGCAACAUCCAGCACUUUGUGGAGAAAGUAGUUUUUCAUCUGCACGAAAGCUUCCCGAAACCAAAAAGAGUGUGCAAGGAUCCACCAUACAAAGUGGAGGAAUCUGGAUACGCAGGCUUCAUCUUGCCCAUUGAAGUUUAUUUCAAAAGCAAGGAAGAACCGAAGAAAGUUCGCUUUGAUUACGACCUGUUCCUCCACCUGGAAGGCCACCCACCUGUCAAUCAUCUCCGCUGUGAAAAGCUCACUUUCAACAAUCCAACAGAGGAAUUUCGUAGGAAACUACUGAAAGCUGGAGGGCAACGGAAUCCUCACAAACGACGUUCAGAAGACUCAAAAGUGAUGGUAAUGCAGGAGGGCUCGACCUCCCUGUUUGGCUCACACCUCAAGCUGCCGACACUUCCCAACAGCUCAUUGACAUCUUCCUUGUCUGACCCAAAAAAGAGCAAAAGCUUCAAUACAUUGAAGGAUGGUUCUAAAGGAAAUAGUUUCCUCAUCACAGCCACAACCACCAGCACUGACAAUAGCAGCAUCUCCAAACUCCACAAGCCCUUCAAGGACCAUAAAGACAAGACCCCAAAAGACUUAAAAGAGACCUUAAAAGAGCCCAAAAGUGCCUUUAGAGACUCAGGCUGGGAAUCUGGAAAAGUCCCCAAAGAACCUUCCAGGAAACCCAAAGAGAACCAGCCACUUAGAGAAAUCAAUCCUAAGAUGGGCUUCAAGGAGCCCAAGUCUUUGUCUAAAGAGCAUAGGACUGAGGGAAUAACCCAUGGGUCAGGGCUAAACAAGCGUCUGUCUGCCCUUGAUGGUGAUAAUCAUGUGACCAAAAAACGCAAAAAGGGAUUUGUGAAUUCCUCCGAAAUGUCAGGGUUAGACAGUCAGAGUUUGGAUAAGAAACUCUUGAGGGAUAGAUCACAGUUGCAGACAAGUAAAUUACGACCAGAAAGUGAUGAAGCAGAACGCAGGAGUCUGACGACACUUCCGGCCUUCCAGGACCUGGUGGAUCCUAAUGACUCUGAUAUGGAGGAGCAAUCUACCAGAUCAGAUUCUGAACAGCCCAGUCCAGCCAGUUCCAGCUCCAGUUCAGGCUUUGCUCCCACACACCACAAACGGCAAGUGCUCGGCUCCCUGCAGUCAGUGAUGCAGGAUCUGCACUCAGACGACAACGAUGAUGAUUCAGAGGAUGACAAUGACGACAUGGAUUCAGACACAGAUCGAGCAGCUCAUGCACACCUCACACACCACCAACGCAGGGUUAGUUUAAGCGAUGGCAGUGAGAAUGACAGCUCCUCCCACUCACCCCCCUCCUGCAAUGAGGCACCACCCUUAUUAAAGACUACUAAUAACCAGAUACUGGAAGUGAAGAGUCCCACCAAGCAGAGCAAGCAGGACAAGACCAAAAGCAUGGAAUGUGACAAGGCUUACCUGGAUGAGCUGGUGGAGCUGCACAAAAGGCUGAUGACACUAAGAGAAGGUCAUAUACUGCAACAGAUUGUAAACCUCAUUGAAGAGACUGGACACUUCCACAUCACAAACACAACUUUUGACUUUGACCUUUGCUCUUUGGACAGAAGUACAGUAAGGAAACUUCAGAGUUACCUGGAAACAUCUGGAUUGUCCUGAGGCUCUGAGCAGCUGGCUGCUGGAUCUCUGCCUCCACUGACUUUUCUCGAAUUAAUUCCAGCUUUGAAUGCGGUGGAAAAGCAUUCGCCAUGUGACCAGCAUGCUGGUUUGACUGGCCUCUCUGAAUAAAAUGGUCGCCCCACUGCAGAAACCAGGGCCAAAUGUUAUUGUGAUGAGCCUGUCGACCAGGACGUCAUCCAGCAAAGCUUUGAAAACUUUACUUGACACAGGGGGGUGGGUGGGUAGCGGUGACUUUGUUGCUCUUAAUGAAUGUGCAUAUUGUUACCAUGUUUGUUUCUUGAUUUGUUCUUUAUUGUGACAAAUGCAUGGUCAACUUUGCCUUACAAUAUUGUAAGUCUUAUUUAUUAAAUUUAAUUUGCAGGUGUGUGUGUGCGCGUGCGUUGGGGGGAAAAAAAGUGAAACAAGACUUUUUGAAGCACUUCAUAAGGCGCAGGUCUAUCCCUAAAUCUGUUUGAUAGCUGAGCAUUAAUACUAGCCGGUCACUGAUUUGAUCUCUAAUCAAAUAUCAGACUGAAUGAUUUGCCACAGCAGGUGUGAGGGCAACACAUGCAUUUACUGUUAUUCUGUUUGGAUUCAGCAAACGAUUAUAAAUGUGCAGCUUCACAGAGAAGUGCCGUCGGCCUUCACGCAGACGCUCCUGAGUCACGUGUAGUCAGUUUUUGUCAGAAUCCAGCCGGAGGUCUGUCUGGUGAAUGAAAAGACGUGGAUGACAAAUGACAUGGCGUGUGAUGACAAAUGACAUGGCGUGUUUUAUAUUUAAAAUAAAAAUUGAGUUGAGAGCGCCAUCUCUUGAAAGUGAAAAUUAUAAGUUUGAGAAUCUGAGUUGUUCACCACUUUAUUGAAGCCAAUUUUAGUUCACUGGAAAUAUCCCAUUGCCUUUUAAUUAAAUUUGCUAUCCACACAGAGGCUGGUUCUGUAUAAAAUGUGGCUGAUCUGUCUUUGAAACUUUAAAAAUUGCUGGACGCAUCUCAAAAGCUGAUAAGAGGGUUUCAGUUGCUGAUCACCGGGCAGACAAACGUUUUUUUGUUUUUUUGAAGCUGUGGCCUUCAGUGCGGACGUGUUACUCUAGUGUUAAGAGUUCUGUUUAAGUUUCAACUUAGAAAGGAAAAAAAAAAAAAAGUAUUUUUAUGUGAUUUAUUAAAGCCGCCUUUAUGUAAAACUGCAAAAUUAUGUAUGAUGCCCUCCAGUGGUAGGUUUUUUUUUUUUUUUUAAAAACAAAAAAAAAAAAACUGUACUUUGGCACCGUCUCCUUCAACUUGGAUGAAACUCAGAACUACUACUAGAAGUGUCCUUCUGUACAAAGUGGGCUGAUUUUUAAAAAGAGUAUCGUGCUGCACAUAUCAGCUUUAAAUGCAUUCAUUGAUAAUUCAGCUGCUCAAAAGGUGUUGAAUUCACUUUGACUUUAGCAUCAUUUUUGUAAAAGGAUAACAGGCUUUGGCAGUUUGUACUCUCUGGGUAGCUUUUAUAUCAACACUGUAACAGCAGGGCAUUAGUGACUGCUCACUUGUGCUGAGCACAAAUCUUGAUGGGGAAAGUUCUCAUAACAAUCAAAUAGAUAUAUUUUUACCAAAUCCAGGAAUACUGUCCUGCAGGAGGUCCUGCCUAUGGGCUCAUUGGCUGUAACUUAACAAAAGCUUUGCUGUGUCAUCUCCUGCUGCAGGUCCAAUGUUAAAUGCCCAACAUAUAGUUAAUGGAUUCAGUUAAUUUAGGAUGUCUGUCCACAGACUAAGAUAAUCUCUGGCACUAGUAGAAGUGGUGGUAGAACAGACCUGAGCCCUGUAGGUGGAAAAGGAGAAGAAACUCUGUUGAUGUUCUGCAUUUCUGAAAUGCUAACAGGUGAAAUACAAGAGCUUUCUUAUUUUGUGGGAAUGCGACUUGUUAAAUCAAAGCUGAACAUAGGAGAAUGCCUUUGUUAGACUUGUUACAAGGGACACGUCUGACAGACUGGUAAACUAAACUUGAAGAUGAAGGUUCUUUCCAAAUGACCUUAAAAGGUUUUUCUUAUGAUUUCAUGAGUAUUUUUGAAGACUUGUAAUAAAUAUUCUGUAUGAUGUACAGAUCACUUACUUGUGGAUGAGCUGGUUUUUGUGUUUAUUAUUUUGUUUUUUAGGUAACUUUAUAUUUUGUCACUGUAUGCAAAUUCUGGUUUUAGGCCCAAAUAGCAGGUUCCAGCGCCCCCCUAGUGAUGGAAUGUUAAACUCACUGAGAUAAAUGGGCUGGCUGAAGUGCAUAGGCAGCACCAUUUCCUGCUGGGAUUGUCUCUGAAGUGUGAAAUCCCCUUUUUAAAUUUCUAUAUUUAUUGAUAUUCAGUUCAUUGUAAUGAUGCAGAAAGUUCUACAGACCACUUCCCUUUGCUCGAGCAGCAAAAUCUUGAUGAAGCCGGCAUUAUCCCGCAACUCUGUGGGCAUUGUCGUGGUCGCUACCUCCAACGUUCCACAUCUUUACCAAACGUCAUUUAAAAUCUGUUGCUUCCUGUUUUGUUUUGUUUUUUUUUAACCAGACAAUCAUAACCAGCAAUGAAAAACAGUUUAAAGCAUAAACUGUAUUUAAAGAUGGACAUGGCAUCCCUCCUGGACAGGAAGCUAAAAUAACUUGACUGCCCUCUAGUGGCUGGCAAUACAAGUCAAAAACCUCACCCUUAUGUUGUAUAGCUUAAAGAAAAUGUUAAGCUAAAAUAAAUACAUUUCUCAUUAAGCACCUUAUUGUAUCCAUUUAUUAUUUAACUGACCAGUUUUUAAAUUUGUUUAUGCUUUUUAAUACUAUGCAUUUUGUUAUGAUUGACAGCAGCUGCUGAUAAAAUAUUCAUAGAGGCACCUGUUUAGAAUUUAUUAACGGUCAAAGAGUAGUUUGGUAGUAAACUGUACUGUUGUACUGAGAGUCUGGAGACCCAAAUGUUGCCAUUUAGGGGUGCAAAAUCAGUUCCCCCUUAACUACCUCCACUACAAGCUGCUUUGAUAGCUGGUGAGACCUCCCUAGUUCACUUGAGUCUUGACAAAUGGAGAGACUUUAAAAUAACCCACAGACCCAAUACUGAAGCUGCUGUUUAUAAAAGGGUACUUGUGGCAUCACAGAAACAAUGUGGUAAGUUGUCCAGUUGCUCCAUUUAUUGUGGUGAAACAACUUUUUUUUUCUUCUUUUUUUUUCUAAAUAAGCAGAAAAACAACUUGUUUCUGCUGCUGAAGGAUUUUUUUUUAAAUCUAUGGAGAAGGUUCAGAUGUUCAUUGGUGCUUAUCUGUAUUUAAUUACAGUGCAGAAUCUGUGCUGUUACAGUCCAUUGCUAUGCUGUGUCUUCUAACUUGUAAUCAGUCUGCCUACUUAAAGGGUGAAAAGUAGUCACUGUGCUGUUUGAUAUUAUACACAAGUCAUAUUAUCAUCCUUUAAACAGCAGGGACCUCAUGGAAAUGCUGCAUCAUUAUCAGGGAAAAAUGUACACU
Molecule: messenger RNA, 5320 nt
Organism: Archocentrus centrarchus (flier cichlid)
Lineage: Eukaryota; Metazoa; Chordata; Actinopteri; Cichliformes; Cichlidae
Gene: mllt3
Product: MLLT3 super elongation complex subunit
Exons: 13
Coding region: 123-1865 (580 amino acids)
Biological process (GO): positive regulation of DNA-templated transcription
Cellular component (GO): transcription elongation factor complex
Molecular function (GO): chromatin binding
Source: RefSeq, a predicted model, not a curated record